Messenger RNA from Onthophagus taurus, 2279 nucleotides. RefSeq names its product DUF1676 domain-containing protein Osi17 (gene Osi17). The record is from RefSeq and is a predicted model, not a curated record. Gene Ontology annotation, cellular component: membrane. Lineage: Eukaryota; Metazoa; Arthropoda; Insecta; Coleoptera; Scarabaeidae.
AAUGAUAAGUACAAGAAGUCCGGCCUCAAGUUGUUUACUCCCAGUGUGGUACCGGUGAAAGAAUGUGCUGUUCCGCAAUGUCGUGAUCCGUGCAAAGAAGAUCGAUAAUCUUGGUGUUUUUCCUCUCCUGAUUUGUUUUUGUUUUUCACACAAACGAAAGAAAAAUUUAAAAAGAUGUCGCUAUGGAAUAGAUUACGUUUAGGUGUAUUAUGUUGUAUAAUAACACGAGCGACGUUGCUCCAUGCUUUAAACCAAACAGAUGAACUACCUCAUCGCGAAGAGAAUGGAGAUAUUUGGAGGUUUUUGGUGAAGAAUUGUGAUCAGGAUACGACUGUAAGUUGUUUAAAGAAGACUGUAUAUGAUUAUUUAGAUCAUACGAUGGAUUAUAAUGGAAGUAUUGAGAUAUUUUCUGGAGUUAAGUUGUUAAAGAAUAAUGCUUCUUAUGAUGCAUCGAAUGAGAUUGAGGAUUCUAGAGAGAUUAAAGAUUCGUUUGAAGAUAUAACGGAGGCAUUAAGAUCGAGAGCUGUUAAAUUCGCAAUGACUCAUGACAUAAUGCUGCCACUUCCUGAAACUUUAUUUGGUGGUGGUUCUAUUAAUAUAUCACCAAGAACAUUUGAAGGGGAUGGGGCAUUGAUAAAAUUAGACGCCGUUCCAGCUCAAGGAAGAAUAUUUUUUAAGAAAAUAAAAAAAUUCAUCACCAACCGUUUACUAUUUGCUCUCCUAGCAAUCGUGUUGGUCAUCAAAUUAGUAGCAGUCAAAUUCUUAUUUUUCCUUCCACUUGUUAUGGGAGUUGCAGCAGCAAAGAAACUUUUCCUUAAAAUCUUACUUUUCUUCUUUCCACUUUUAUCGCAUGUAUUUAAAUUAUGUCCGUAUUAUUCGCCGACCAAACUCCAUCAUCAUCAACACCACAUAUCACACAUUCAUCAUCUAUCUCAUCUUCAUUCGGAUCCUCAUGGAAUUGAAUUGGAUCAUCCACCUCCAGGAUAUGGACACGAUGCAGAAUUCGAACAUGAUCAUCACAAUCAUCACUCUGAUCACCAAUUUGAUUAUUAUGCUGAUGGUGCAUCUGGAGCUGAUUACCGAAGGAAGGUUUUUGAAAAAGGGAAGCCUGCCGAUGAUUCUUGGUUUGGAGGUCAAGGUCAAGCAUCCGUUAAAAGAGGAACUCGAGUAAAACCACUUACACCAGCGGAAAUCGAGAAUAUGAUUCGACAAGCCGAAAAGGAAGCUACUUUAAAAGCCCGGCUACAAGAAGAACAGAAACGCGUGGAAGCUGAUAACAAACGACUUCAAGAUCAAAUAAAACAAUUAAUGAAGGUUCAAGAAAAACUUCGACUGCAACAAACCAUUUUGAAAGAAAAUUCAAAACUAACUGCGGCUAAUAUAUUACACACAGCUAAUAUUAUACCACAAAACCAAUUGGUUCAUACAGUUGCUGCUCAAAUUCCACCACCUUACAUUCAACCACCAAUAGUUGGAGCAGUACCAGUUUAUCAAACUUCUUAUCAGAGCAAUCUUCAAGCUGUUACGGCUGCACCACCUACUACAAGCAGUACAAGUACAACAAAAUCACCUGUAUAUGAUGCGUUUUACAGCCCAAUUUUGGAAAAAAUCGAUAAAGUUCUUUUGGAUAUUGGGUUUAAUGAUGAACCUUGUAGGGAAAGAUUAAUUUGCAGCAUGUACAAGGAUCCUGUUAAAUUUAGUCCACACAGUAAUUUAAUAUCAGCGGAAUUAAGCAGGGAUGCUGAUGAAUUACAAAAGCCAACUGCAACAAAUCCAGCUGUUAUCAGAUUUUAUAAAUAUGUUCAAGCAGCAAGAGAUGGUCAAGACCAAAGAGAUUGUCUUCGAUUAUAUCCGUCUUGUGCCGUGAAUACUGAAUCUUAGUUUACCUAAUUUAUUCUAAAGAUACAAUUACCAGUAACUUAAUAUUUAAAAUAAUGUCAGUAAUUUAGAGAAUGUAUAGUUUUUCUGUAAAAAGAAACUUUUUCAGUCACAUUUUUCUCCAAAUAUUCCUAGAAUUUUUGCCGGUUACGUUUAAGACCUAAAUAAAAUGUAAAUACACAACUUAUUAAAACGUAGUGAAACUUUAGUUUGCUCAAACAGUACUCGUUAUAUUACAUUCUCCUGCUGCGCUUGGAAGCAGGAUUUGAGUUGAUCUAGUUUUCUCAUCUUAGAGUUUUAGUUUUACUUAUUUAAUAGUCGUUAAUCGUAAUUUUAAGUCACUCAAUCUAGUUUAGAAUGUGUGAUCGUUUCUGUUAAUUCACUUUAGUUAUUUAUCGUUG